GAUCUGGUAAAGCGUUGCUUUGCUCUUGUUGUGGAAGUAAUAUUCUUUGCACCGAAUUUCUGCUUGGCAUCCAAGACAUGCAGCGCGAACGACGUUAGGACUGCAGUGUUGUUGAUCCGUGAAACGCAGACUGUUCUCAGAGAACACAAAAUGGACAUGAAACAGCAACUUAACACAUUGAAAGAAGAAAUUCGAAUGAAAGGAACAGAAAUAGAUACCCUUGGAACUCAGUUAAACGGCAAUUUCACAACAUUGCAAGAAGAAAUCAGAAAGAAGGGAAAAGAGAUAGAUAGCCUUCGAACUCAGUUAAACAAAAUCACAACAGCGGCAGCUUCGCAUGUUCCCAAGACAUUCCACGCGUACUUGAGCACAGACGUCACCCUCAGCGACCAUGAAAUCAUAAAGUUCGAUAUCGAGGAAACAGACACCGUGAACAGCUACGACACUACUAACGGAAUGUUCACCGCUCACGUUGACAGAUUCUACUUCUUGGCUAUAACAAUACAUUCUGCUGUCAAUAGUUACGUUGGCGCCGAGAUAGUCGUUAAUGGCGUCGUCAAGGGCGAAGCGUUCGCUGACUCGGAGGAAAUUGCCGACACGCACUCCUCCAGCGCGAUGACAAUCGUCCGAAUGAGUGCCAGGGAGGAGGCGUACGUCCGACGUGGGUCAGACAGUAAGUCGGCGUUAUGGAGUCAAGCAACCCGCGGACGUUCAACAUUUUCUGGUUGGCUCCUAAAUUAAUGGUUGUGUUUUGGGGGAUGUAACGAAGUGAACAGCAUGUACGGAGGUGCUUAAGUGUUCUCUUCUUUGACAAACAAUUGCAUUGUUUAAAUGUGCAUGCAGUGUGUUUUAAAGAAAAUGUUUUUGUUUUGUUUUAAUCACUAUGACUUCAAUAUUUAUGGACC
Messenger RNA from Mya arenaria, 905 nucleotides. RefSeq names its product complement C1q-like protein 2. Gene Ontology annotation, molecular function: protein binding. NCBI's taxonomy places the organism in Eukaryota, Metazoa, Mollusca, Bivalvia, Myida, Myidae. The record is from RefSeq and is a predicted model, not a curated record. The coding region runs from base 151 to 741 and encodes 196 amino acids. The transcript is spliced from 5 exons.